Molecule: messenger RNA, 1470 nt
Organism: Ipomoea nil (Japanese morning glory)
Lineage: Eukaryota; Viridiplantae; Streptophyta; Magnoliopsida; Solanales; Convolvulaceae
Exons: 1
Coding region: 1-1470 (489 amino acids)
Molecular function (GO): RNA-DNA hybrid ribonuclease activity; nucleic acid binding
Source: RefSeq, a predicted model, not a curated record
AUGUUGGGGAAGCAGGCAUGGCGCUUUCUCACAAAGCCAGAGUCUCUAGCUGCAAAAUUAUAUAAGGCAAGGUAUUAUCCUAAAACUGAUUUUAUAGAUGCCACUGUGGGAAAUAACCCAAGUUAUUGUUGGAGGAGUAUUAUGGCUGCCCAUGGACUUGUUUGUGGAGGUAUAAGGAGGAGGAUUGGUAAUGGAGAGUCAACAUUGAUAGGGAAGGACCCUUGGCUUUUGGAUUUGGAUUACAAAAUCCAUACUGUUUUACCACAUAAUAUUUAUGAAGCAGGGGUGUCAUGUUUGAUUGAUCAGGAUACUCGUACUUGGGACCUGGAUAUUUUGAAUGAUAUUUUUGACCCGAUCGAUGUGAACCGAAUCCGCAGGGUGCUUGUUUGUCUGGGCUAUGAGGAUUCAUGGUAUUGGUAUAAGGAGCAUAAUGGGUCAUAUUCUGUCAAAAGUGCGUAUCGUUCUGUUGUGGGGGAGAUACAAAAUAAUACUGGAUUUAAUAGAUGGAAUGCAUUGUGGAAGUUGAAUGUGCCGCCUCGAUGGAAAACUUUUUUGUGGAGAGCCAUAAGUGGAAUUUUGCCAACUACAUCUGCCUUGGCAAGUAGAAGAGUGGAUGUGUCUUUAGCCUGCCCAAUGUGUCUUGAUUUUAACGAAGAUAUUAUGCAUUGCUUGAUUGAAUGCCAAUAUGCUUGUCGUGUUUGGAAUGUUUCUGGUCUUGAUAUAGUUUCUGUGGUUGGGGGAUCUUUUGUGGAGUGGUUUCAGAAUGCAAUGUCUGUGCUAACGUUGGAUAAUCUAAUUAAAUUUGUUGCAGUCUUAUAUCAUCUAUGGAGUGUGCGGAACUCUGCGGUUUGGGAGGGGUGUAUGAAGCCGCCGAAAAGCACGUGGAAUUAUGCCAAAGCAAGCCUUGCGGCCUGGGCAGUAGCACUGCCGCGGGAACCAGAGACAGCACAGCAGCAACAUUCCAACGCCAUGCAGCAACAUUCCAACGCCAUGCAGCAGCUUCCCAGUAUGGUGCACGGUCCAGUGUGCUACGUCGAUGCGGCAUGGAGCUCCCUAUCACAGACGACAUCUUAUGGGGCGGUAUUAAUGGAUGGGACCGGAAUUUUUGUGGCGGCAACAAGGGGACAACUUCUGUUUUGUGAAAAUGCUAUCACAACGGAGGCUCUAGCAUGUAAAGUGGCGUUAUCGUGGGUGAGGGAACAUAAUGUGAUGGAGGCUACUAUGUUCACGGAUUGUUCGGUCUUGCAAUCCUAUCUUUCUAGAGUUGGCUCACUACCUAGAUCAUAUCUUGGAAUUGUGGUACAUGAGUGUCAAGUGGUUAUGGCACAAUUUAUUUCAUGUCAAAUUAGAUUUAUUCCUAGACGUUUAAAUACUAUCGCUCAUACUUUAGCUACAAUGGUCACUGAUCAGGAUACCACUAUGUUUUGGGACGAGAUUCCUCCUGAUGUUAUUAUUCCACAUUUACAGUAA